AUGAUCUCUUCCUCUUCAGACUUCGAAAAACUCCAAUCUCCACAGUUCUCAAAUCGGCGGAAGCACUCCAUCUCCGCCAACAUCGUCCACUGGGCAGCUCACGUGAUCAGCGUCCUCAUAAUCUUCGGCCUAAUACUCAACCUUAUUUUGAGAGACAUCACGAAAGCAGACACAAAGCCAGAGCAUAAUACCAAAGCACAGGGUGUAUGGACACCAGCGGAUGACGCAUUGGGUGAUACAACGCACACAGAAAUUUUCCAGAACUCGUUUUGGGAAGACUCGCCGUACAAAGGCCCGCCAACCGAAGAGAUCCUCGCAAGAUGGCAUCACAUCACCCAUACCGGGCCGUUGAACAUCACGAGGGAGGAGAUGGAGGGGCUGGAGCUUUCAACGGAUGCGGUGCAGUAUCCGGAGGAGUUUGGCGGCGGCUAUGUAGCCUACCUCGAGUCCGCCCACCAACUCCACUGCCUCCAAGCCCUGUGGGAAGACCACCACUGGAACACUAAACCCCACCUCCGCCACCUCUUCCCAGUCCUCGCUACCAAACUCGCUACCGAGCCCGACAUCACCGAAGCUCACUUCGAGCACUGCGUCGAUGUGCUCCGCAACCGGCUUAUGUGCACUGCCGACGCCUCUUUGGUAACCUUCCGGUGGGUCAAGGGAGUUAGCGGCCCGUACCCGUACUUUAACACGAAGCAUGAGUGUAGGAGCUAUGAGGGGUUGCUGGGGUGGGAUCGGGAGAGGAGGCCCGGGGAUAAGUUUCCGGAUGGGUAUCCGUGGCCGAAGCCGGAUGGGGUGAGUGAGUUGGAGCGGGCGCCAUAG
Messenger RNA from Mytilinidion resinicola, 822 nucleotides. RefSeq lists its product as uncharacterized. The transcript has 2 exons. Gene Ontology annotation, biological process: mycotoxin biosynthetic process. NCBI's taxonomy places the organism in Eukaryota, Fungi, Ascomycota, Dothideomycetes, Mytilinidiales, Mytilinidiaceae. The record is from RefSeq and is a predicted model, not a curated record. Bases 1 to 822 code for a protein of 273 amino acids.